AGAGGCAAUAGAGAGCCGAGAGCCCUCCCCUUCUCCCGCAUCCCGACCUUCUUUCCCUCCUCACCAUCAGCCAGUCCGUCGUUCUCCCUGCUCCCAGCUGAGGCUCAGCAUCCUGAGCAGCCUCCUCCUCCCUCUCACGCACACACUCUCACACACACUCACCUCUCGGUUGCUGCUGCGCACCAGUCAGCACGACCAGCAGCUCGGAGGAGAGAGGAGAAAGAUACACACUCCAAACAAAAAAAAAGAAAGAAAGGGGGAAAGAGAAGACACCCCACAUCAUGAGCAUCAGGAUGAGGACGAGUGCGUGCACACAAACUGUUCGGCGUGUCACGUCCCCGCUGCUUCUCCUCCUCCUCCUCCUCUUGAGCAGCAGCAGCAGCAGCAGCAGCGGCAGCAGCCGUGGGGGGGCCGCCCCUGCCCCGUUCCAGCUGGCCCCGGACACCCCGGCCCCGGCUGAGCCCACCCCGACCCAGUCCACACCUCGCCCGCACCCCUGCGAAGGCCGACCCUGCCUCAACGGGGGCUUCUGCCUGGCACUAUCCUCUGCUCGCAGGCCCGAGGACACCUGGGAGUACACCUGCACGUGCAGCCAGGGAUUCACGGGACGCAACUGUGAGUUUUUCACAGACCCUUGUACCAGCAGCCCUUGUCUCCAUGGAAACUGUAGCCGUAGCGACAGUGGGGAGGAGGGGGGGGAGCCGGCCUACACUUGUGAGUGCGCCGAAGGCUACGAGGGGGAGAGGUGUGAUCAAAUCCUAUUGGACCUGCCGGCCGCCGACUGGGACCCCGCCACCCCCUCCGCUCCUGAACUGGCCACCCCAGCUGCCUCCACCACCGCGGCUGCCACUCAGCCACCGCAGCCAACCGCUGACCUCGCCACCAUAACGCCAGCAACCUCCACCCUGCAGCCAUGGCAACCCAAACCUGGCCAGAGGCUGCUGGUGGUGCCGUGGGAGGCCGACAGGGUGACGGAGAGUCUGCACUGCGUGAGUCCUGAGCUGUGUGAGCUGACAGCAGGAACUUUGACUCUGACUCUGGAGGUGCCUGAGGAGACGGCUGUAAAGGUGGUGGUGAAUGCCAGCGGCGCUCCAGUGCUUUGGCGUUUGAGUGAAGAGGGUUUCCUCCGUUCGUCCAUUUUGAACGGCACUGCCGCGUGGUUCCUGCAGGCCCCUGAUGGACUGGUGGUGCCGGACCACCUGCUGCCCCUGGGACAGAACUACUUUCUCAGUGUGAUGCAUGUGGGCGCCCCCACCGCCCCGGAGGUCACCCUGCGUCUCAACCUGUCGGUGAAGGCCAGCAGCUGCGUGGAGCCCGGCAGCAGCUUCAGUGACCCCCAGUGCUCGGGGAAAGGCAAAUGUAUCACCCAGCCCUCUGAGAGCACCUUCUUCUGCGAGUGUGGGGACGGCUACGCCGGAAUCUUCUGUGAGGAAUUCGACGCCUGCCACCACCGGCCUUGUCGCAACAAUGGCACCUGCGCUGACGUCAGACAGGGGGGUGAAGGACGCAACUUCACAUGCAGCUGCCCUCCAGGUUAUGAAGGGGAGCGCUGCCAGCUGCUGGUUGACCACUGCCUCUCUCAUCCCUGCAAGAACGGAGCCACUUGUUUCAGCAGCCUGGCGGGGCCCAGGUGCUACUGUCCCGAAGGCUACCAGGGUGCUACAUGUGAGCAGAAGGUGGACCCGUGCGCCUCUGGCCCCUGUCACAACAACGGCACAUGCUACGCCCAGGGCCCCGGCCCCCUGGGGUUCGGCUGCAGCUGCACGGCGGGCUUCACCGGCCCUACCUGUGCCCAGCUGGUGGACUUCUGUGCCCUGAACCCCUGCGCCCACGGCGUCUGCCGCAGCGUAGGCAACAGCUACAGGUGUCUGUGUGUCCCAGGCUACCACGGCUUGUACUGUGAGGAGGAGUACAACGAGUGUCUGUCCGCCCCCUGUCAGAACUACGCCACCUGCAGGGAUCUUAUCAACGCCUACGAGUGUGUCUGCACACCACAGUUUGAAGGCAGACACUGUGAAAUCUACAAGGAUCCAUGUCUGAAGGUGCGUUGUCAGAAUGGAGGCCGAUGUGAGAGCGCAGGACUCAACGCUUCCUGCGCCUGCCCUCCCGGAUACCUGGGGGAGAAGUGCGAGGUCGACAUCAACGAGUGCGAGAGCAACCCCUGUCACCAUGGAGGCACCUGCGUUGACCAAUCGAAUGGCUUCACCUGUCACUGUCAACCUGGAUGGGUGGGGCCCUGCUGUGAGAUCCACCUGCAGUGGAAGCCGGCGCACACCGAGGAAACUCUGACCAACAUGCCACGCCACUCGCUCUACAUCAUCAUCGGGGCACUGUGCGUGGCCUUCGUCCUCAUGCUCAUCAUCCUCAUCGUGGGCAUCUGCCGCAUCAGCCGCAUCGAGUACCAGGGCUCGUCACGCCACGCCUACCAGGAGUUCUACAACUGCCGCAGCAUUGACAGCGAGUUCAGCAACGCCAUCGCCUCCAUCCGCCACGCCAGAUUUGGCAAGAAGCCCAGGCCCGCCAUGUACGACGCCACUCCCAUCGCCUACGAGGACUACAGUCCCGACGACAAGCCUCUGGUUACCCUCAUCAAGACGAAGGAUUUGUAAAAACACAACCACCACAAGCUCCACACGUACACCUUGCACAUGUGCAAACACACGCAAUAGAGAAAAUCAGUAUAAAUCUUCAACUAUUUCCUAAGAAAAAAAAACAAACACAAAAAACAAAACUGAAUGUCAAAAAAAAAAAAAUACAAAACAUACUCUGUAGAUUAAAAAGAAACAAAUCUGGAAUUUGAUAUGUCUAUUUUCCUGUCAAAGUCCACGAUUAAGGCUUUAUUGUAGCAUAAUUAUGAGCAUCCUUUACAUUACUUAAGUUAUAAAUCACCUCUGUCUGUAGGUGAGGCUGGAAACACACAGGAGCCCACAUCUUCUUAGUGUAAACUGCGACAGCUCUGACGACAGGUGUCAUAGAAAUAGGUGCACUCCUCGUGGUGCGUUCACUGUAUCUCAAGAACAACUUCUGCAGUAGGUUGCCUUACUUCGUGCAUGGUUAGAUUUGAUGUUCUCUCUGCAUUAUUUUAAAAUCUUUUGUACUUGAUUGUUGGUUGUUAUUUCUUCAUUUUCUUCAUCGCUCUGUAUUUUCUCUCCGUCGAUAUAUUGUGCCAAAUAUUUUCUUUAGGUGGUUUGUGGUCGGUAGAUCAAAUACAUGUAUAAAAUACUAGUCACAAGAGUUUUCUUUUUAAAAUACAUAUUAUCCUCUUCUUUACACGCAAGUUGUACGAAUAGUAAAGAAAGUGGCUUUACAGGACCAGCGUGACCGUAUCAUCCCACUAUGUAUUUCAGUGAUAUCUAGGAUAAUAGGUGGGAAUAUUUUCGCAUUGCACAGAAACAUAGUUGGUUUUACUCAGUCUACCUAUUUAUCCCAGUGUAAAAAAAUCACCUCCAGUAUUGACAGUGUUGAAUAGUUUCUGGAUCAGAGUUUCUUUGCUGGAGAAGAGCGAGGACGAGGAGGAAGAGGAGGAGGAGAAAAGGGGGGGUAAGCUCUACUCCAGAAUAUAUGUGCUUCUUCUGUGUCCUGCCAAUGGAAAACUCUGUCAGUGCAGCUGUGUUGUUCCCCUCAAGGUCAAGCAAUGUUUUACAAAUAAGCUCAGCUACUCCGCUGAUAUUAUUAUUUUUUUCUCUCUCAUUUUAAACACAGCUACCACACGAUUACCUAUAAUCUAUGUUGAAUGAUGUAAACAAUAAAGAUUCAAGUUGAACCCAA
Molecule: messenger RNA, 3768 nt
Organism: Scophthalmus maximus (turbot)
Lineage: Eukaryota; Metazoa; Chordata; Actinopteri; Pleuronectiformes; Scophthalmidae
Gene: dner
Product: delta/notch-like EGF repeat containing
Exons: 13
Coding region: 282-2609 (775 amino acids)
Biological process (GO): establishment or maintenance of epithelial cell apical/basal polarity; heterophilic cell-cell adhesion
Cellular component (GO): plasma membrane; protein-containing complex
Molecular function (GO): calcium ion binding
Source: RefSeq, a predicted model, not a curated record